AUGGAAGGAAGAAAGCAACAAUGGCGAUGGUACACAUCAGGACCGAUGAAGAAAAAGAAGGAGAGUGCUCGAUUUCUCCGAAUUUCCGACUACGUCCUACACCACAAAAUCACAAACGAACAAGAGUUCUGGGUGUUGGCUUGUAAGGAGAAAGAAGCAGGCAAUCCAACUCUGUGGAACUAUGGUGGAACGGCGGCUGUGGCCAAACAAAUCCAGAAAUGCAAUAAGGCACACAUGGCCCAAUUCCGGGACGAUGUCUUUUUAGACACCUCGAAAGCUACAAGCAAAUAUCCAUUAUCUGCUUUCAACAUCCCGGACACAAUUCGUGUUUGGAUGGAACACUUCAAAGGUGAAAUGGCUCUUAUCAUCCAAGGCGAGGGAGGACUUGGAAAGACAGAAAUGGCAAAGGCAAUAUUGGCCUCAAUGGGAAAGUACUUCUUUGUGGACAGUUUGGAUACUGUGAAAUCAUUGCUUUUCACAGGAAAAGAGUCGAUUCUUUUCGACGACGUCACACUGCAGAACUUCUCAGUUGACGAGGUGAAGUCAUUUCUCGACGUCAAAUCGGAAAGAGCCGUGAAAUGCCGCCAUGAGGAUGGUUUUAUUCCUGCUGAUACUGAAACUGAGAACAAAGAUCAUUCAAGGGCCAUCAACAGAAGAAUGAUCUGGGUCACAGUGACCGAGAAACUGUUCACGGAAUCAGAUGGAAAGACUCAAAAAGACAAAGAAAAUGAAGUUGGAGUAGAGUGUGAGUCGGAGAUUCCGGUAAUGGAUGAUCUGGAAACACUCAAAACAAAACAAUCGAGGACUGCAAAGGAACCUUCCUUGAAAAGCCCAUUUGAUGAAGAAUAUGAACCUUUGUUAGAAGAAUACGACAUGUUCGACGGAGAUGAGGAAGCUGCAAUGUGGAUGAAUCUUCGGAAGAUGCAUGCAGAGAAUCUCCUGGCAGCUCAAAAGGAUUGCCUUUGCUGA
This is a messenger RNA of Cladocopium goreaui, 969 nucleotides long. The record is from the annotation of a GenBank genome assembly. NCBI's taxonomy places the organism in Eukaryota, Dinophyceae, Suessiales, Symbiodiniaceae.